Molecule: messenger RNA, 936 nt
Organism: Exophiala viscosa
Lineage: Eukaryota; Fungi; Ascomycota; Eurotiomycetes; Chaetothyriales; Herpotrichiellaceae
Product: peroxidase
Exons: 5
Coding region: 145-837 (230 amino acids)
Biological process (GO): cellular oxidant detoxification; cellular response to oxidative stress; cell redox homeostasis
Cellular component (GO): mitochondrion; cytosol
Molecular function (GO): peroxiredoxin activity
Source: RefSeq, a predicted model, not a curated record
GAGCCAUACUUAUAUCUACCUCGCUGCCCCUCUCUGUGACCUGAUACCACUCUCGUCCUCAUUGCUCUAACAGAAUCCUACCUGCUAUCCCGUCGCAGUACCAAAGCACCUUUCCAUAACCGAACGACAUAUAACACAUUCACAAUGGCAUCCUCCGACCGUCCUGAGCCUCUCCGUCUCGGUUCAAUCGCGCCCAACUUCAAGGCCGAAACCACCAAAGGCUCCAUUGACUUUCAUGAGUUCAUCGGCGAUAACUGGGUCGUCCUUUUCUCGCAUCCCGAAGACUUUACCCCAGUGUGCACCACUGAACUAGGAGCUUUCGCCAAGUUGGAGCCUGAGUUCACAAAGAGAGGCGUCAAGUUGAUCGGUCUGUCCGCCAACACCAUCGACAGCCACGGCGACUGGAUCAAGGACAUCAACGAGAUCAGCAACACCAGCUUGAACUUCCCCAUCAUCGGAGACAAGCAGAGACAGGUCGCUUUGUCAUAUGACAUGCUGGAUCGUCAAGAUGCGACCAACGUGGACUCGAAGGGCAUUGCUUUCACUAUCCGAUCCGUCUUCAUUAUUGACCCCAAGAAGACCAUCCGAACCAUCCUCUCCUACCCUGCUUCGACCGGUCGCAACACCGCUGAGGUGCUCCGAAUCGUCGACUCUCUGCAGACUGGCGACAAGCACAAGGUCACCACCCCGAUCAACUGGGUGCCAGGUGAUGAUGUGAUUGUUCACCCAUCCGUCAAGACCGAGCAGGCCAAGGAGAUUUAUCCCGACUUGAAGAUCAUCCGACCAUACCUGCGGAUUACUCCUCUGCCCAAGGAGAAGACCAGCGCUGCUGUCUAAAUGUCGAAUCACGAGCAAGAAUAUCAUGUAGACGAAUCAAGGUGUUGCAGGUCAAAAAUAAUACAUCUUGUCCAGUAUAUGGGCGCAUAUGCGGCGCUU